Molecule: messenger RNA, 3534 nt
Organism: Columba livia (rock pigeon)
Lineage: Eukaryota; Metazoa; Chordata; Aves; Columbiformes; Columbidae
Gene: GLT8D2
Product: glycosyltransferase 8 domain containing 2
Exons: 10
Coding region: 2227-3279 (350 amino acids)
Cellular component (GO): Golgi apparatus
Molecular function (GO): glycosyltransferase activity
Source: RefSeq, a predicted model, not a curated record
GGGCGCGGCCCAGAGCCGCGGUCAGGGAGCAGAGCCGCUUGUUCCCGGCCAGGGCGGGGACUCGGAGGCCGCUGUCUCCGCGGCCCCAAGCGCACCCCUUGGGCAGCGCCGCGGCAGCUUCUGCCACAGGCACAGCUUGGCCCGUCGGGAGGCCCUGGUGUCGGCCUGGCAGGGGCAGGCUUGUCCGAAUGGUACCCCGGCUGUGGAGUCACCACCGCUGUGGUGUGUGUGGUGUUCAGCCUAGGGCACCCAGGUCUUACUUCAAACCUUCAGAAACGUGUAGCGGGUUAUUAGCUUGCAAGUGGUAGGCGAGGUAUGCUGCCUGCAAGGGACGCAUCUGAGAAAGAAAUGAGUGGCUGUUUGAAGGUUGAGGUUAGGAACGCGGUUUCAGUUCUACAGUUGGCGGAUGAUCUGAGUAAACCCGAAGAUUUUGUUCUUUAUGACAAGCUGCAAUCUUUCCCGUGUUAGGGGGUGUUAAGUGAGAAUACAAACAUACGAGCCUGAGGGAAAUCCUGAGAAGGUGUUGCUGGUAGUCCAAGGGUUGCUGUGAGGUGAAGCAGGUGGGCCCAACAGAAUCAUAGAAUAGUUUGGGUUGGAAGGGACCUUCAAAGGUCAUCUAGUCCAACUCCCCUGCCAAGAGCAGGGACAUCUUCAACUAGAUCAGGUUGCUCAGGGCCCCAUCCAGCCUGGCCUGGAAUGUCCCCAGGGAUGGGGCAUCUACCACCUCUCUGGGCAACCUGGGCCAGCACUCCCUCACCCCUACUGCAAAAACUUACCCCUCACAUCCAGCCUGAAUAUCCCCUACCCCAGUUUAAAACCAUUAGCCCUUAUCCUAUCGCGACAGGCUCAGCCAAAAAGUUUGUCCCCAUCUCUCCUACAAUGCCCCAGGGUCAUACAGGUGUGUGCAUCUUAGUUCUGUUCAGGUUGCGUAUAGAAAUGAAAGGGAGAGGAACAAAAUGUGGCUGGGUUUUGAUGAACACAGGCUAAAUACAGCUUUAAAAAAAAGUACAGAAAAAGUAGCAAUAGUUGUGGCCAUCUGAAUGAAACACAGAACUGUAUGUGUAGAUGUUCAUCUAUUUUUCCUUCAAGGGGUUCUGCAAAAGAUGGAUUCCUGUACAAAAUCAAACACAGAUAGUACAGUUUCGGCAUGUUUAAGAUGUACCGUUGAAAACUCACGUUUUCAGUUCCUGCAAAUGGAACUAUUAUCUUCAUUUAAAAUACUUAAGAUUUUUAAAACCUGAAUACUCCUCCUCCUAAGUUUUGCACUGCCUCAUGCUAAAAAUAUGUAAAAUAGUUUAGAAUUGAAUAUUAUUAUUCUUCUCUCAGUACUCAAGAGAGUCUUGUGACAAAACAGUGUUUUAUCGUAUAGAAGGGAGGCUGCUAAAAGGGAGGGAGAGAAUUUCAAUAAAAGAAGUGAUGUAGAAAUAAAACUGUAAAAGUAUUCCAGGAUCGCUUAGAAGACAGAGUAUCAGCGUGUGCUGGUUACUUAGAUUUCAGGUCCCUUUGAAUCUAAACCAAAACUGCUGAAAGAUUCUGCAAUUAGAUUAUUUGAGUCAAAAUGUAUGUUCAGAGCUGGAUUUUGCAAGUUUCCCUUAGCGUUUGACUAGCAAGAGCUCUGCAAACAGACACUGGAAAAACUUCAACUUUCAGUUUGGGUUUGGCAUGUCAUUUGGCUUUUGCAGACUACUUAUCUGUUCACAUUUACUGUAAAUAAUGACUAGAAACCUAUCCUGCAAGCAGACUGUUGAAGUAACUUCUGGAAAGGUUUGUUUCCUUCUCUUUCCCCCACCCCCUUAAGACUUUUUGUCUUAUGGGAUUUGUUUGCAAUCUGCUAGCUGAAGCUCUGAGGCAAGUUUGCCAGAUCUGGGACUGCAUCGUCGUUCUGCACAUCUGGAAGUGGUUUAUGGGCUCUCAUUCCUCCAGUGCAGCGUCUGGACUCUGUGCUAUUCCUCAGCAGCAGAAAAAGAAAAGGAAACCAGCACAACUCCAAAGUAAACUCUGAAGACUUUGGAAAAGGAAUCGAGUCUUGAAACCAUUAUUGUGCCCUCUAAGGCCCUUGCGUGGGGGACUUCAAAGGAGGAUGAUGGUCAAUGAAGCUUUGGCAAGAGUGCUUACAGCUGUGGGUUAUCUAGGAUCCAAGUGAGUAGCUCUGCAGCUCUUCAGGAGAGAGGAGUCCCGAAUACUGUGCUGCUUUGAGAAGGUGACAGUUCUCAUCCAUCAGGACACAUGGCUCUUUUAAAGAAAAUUAACCAGAUCUUACUGUUUCUUCUUGUCUUAACUGUUUGUGCCAUUCUAUAUAACAAAGUUCACCAAGUGCCAUCUGCAUUAAAGAAUGAAACAGUUGAUUUGGAGAGUCCUGAGGAAAUAGAAGAAGAAAUCCCAGUUGUAAUCUGCGCUGCUGCGGGCAGAAUGGGUGCAACUGUAGCGGCAAUCAGUAGCAUCUACAGCAACACAGAGGCUGAUGUUUUGUUUUACAUAGUUGGGCUGAAGACUACUAUCCCGCAUAUUCGAAAAUGGAUUGAAAAUUCUAAACUGAAAGAAAUAAAAUUUAAGGUUGUAGAAUUCAACCCUAUGGUACUAAAAGGAAAAAUCAGACAAGAUGCAUCACGUCCUGAGCUACUGCAGCCUCUGAACUUUGUUCGAUUUUAUCUUCCUUUGCUUAUCCAGAAACAUGAGAAAGUAAUAUACUUGGAUGAUGAUAUCAUUGUUCAAGGUGACAUCCAGGAACUCUAUGAUACUAAGUUAGCUCCUGGACAUGCUGCAGCUUUUUCAGAUGAUUGUGAUUUGCCUUCUACACAUGAAAUGGUUAGAAGUGUAGGGAUGCAGAACACGUACAUGGGAUUCCUGGACUACAGAAAGCAAGCAAUUAGAGAUCUUGGCAUCAGCCCCAGCACCUGCUCCUUUAAUCCUGGAGUAAUUGUUGCUAACAUGACUGAAUGGAAACAUCAACGGAUUACAAAGCAGUUGGAAAAGUGGAUGCAAAGAAAUGUAGAGGAAAACCUCUACAGUAGCACCCUUGGCGGAGGUGUGGCAACCUCUCCAAUGCUGAUUGUAUUUCAUGGAAAGUAUUCCACUAUUAAUCCUAUGUGGCACAUAAGGCAUCUUGGCUGGAGUCCUGAUACCCGUUACUCAGAGCAUUUUCUUCAAGAAGCUAAAUUACUUCAUUGGAAUGGGAGAUACAAGCCUUGGGACUAUCCCAGUGUUCACACUGAUCUCUGGGAAAACUGGUUUAUUCCUGACCCUUCAGGGAGGUUCAAAUUAACUCGUCCUGAUAGCUGAUACAGAAAAUUGCAUGAAUACACUGUGUUUUGUGGUAUGCAAUAGUUUGAGAUGCAACAUGUUGUAUAGUUAACUGAUCUUAGAAAACGAAGUAUUUUUAAAAUAUAUGAGUAAAUGACUGUAAGUUUUGUGUGCUUAUGGCUGGAGAGGGAGGAUGGAGCGACAGUUACACAGUUCACAUAACUUUGAUGUAAGUUGAGGAAACAAGUUUACUUGACAAUGAAGUACUUUCAUUAAACAUUUACAGAGGUGCCA